UAAGAUUUAUUAUUUGAAGUAAUUAUUAAAAUGUCGUUGAUUAGAUUAUGCGAUUUUUUCCUGCGUUAAGUGCGUCGGUGAACUGGGUGACAUUGAAUUUUUAAUUUAGGCCGUAUACAGCGAUUUCCUUUUUUAUUUUUCUUAUUUUGGUCGCUCUCAUUCUGUUACGUAUAAUGCACAUAAAAAGUGGUUAAUUAGAGUUAGGUAGAGAAGUAAGUUAAGUAGAUCAAUAAUGUUUUGUAAGUACUGUAUUAUAGAUAUCUACCGAAAAACUGGUUUUGCAACUAGUUUUAUUGAUAACACUUUCCUCAUUAGUUGAAAGUAUUUCAUUUAAUCUAGAAUUAAAAGUAUUAAUACUUAGAGUGGUUAUAUUUUGUGGGUGCAGUUGUAGUUUUUUAUUAUCAUUACUUAUUAAUACUUUGAUAUAAAUGCGGAGUCUAAUGUCCCGUAUUUGUAACAAGAUUGUUUUUGGAAAAGUAUGCGUAGGUAUUUUUUCUAAAACUAUCGGCUCAAAUAAUUGGGUUAGGUUACAACGGGCCUAAGAUUUUCUACGAGUGAUUUUCGACUUUAAUACAGGUUACAGUCGUCAACGUACGAAAAAAGUACAAAAAUAGUUUAAAUUACACGUAAAAAAUGUUUACGUGUGUAAUUGCAUAUCUAAUGUUCUUAAAAAAACGUAAUAUUAUCGUCUAAUCAUAUUUUUUUGUAACAUUAUCCAAAAUGAUAAAGUAGUACGAUGCAGCCAUCUAAUCAUUGUGCGUGCCUAACGCUGAUUAGAUAACCCUGCAAGAAUUUUGUAAGCUCUAUGGCAAUACAGGUGGUGUCUAAAACGUAUAGACAAUAAUAGAACUAAAGAGCAAAUCUGUAAAGGAAUUAUUUGAAACGUCAUAAAUUAGCAGCUAUCUACCUGUCACAAUAUUCAUAGUGGCCGUUUAUAUCAACUUUAAAAAAAUAAAAACUGUCAAGUAAACAACAUUCUUAUUUUGAAAAUAAAAAACUAAAUUCAAAAUAACGAAGUAGGUAUUCCGAUCGAGACACUUGAUAAAUUUAAUUCGAAACUCAAAUAACUUGAUAGCUUGCAACACUGAACUAUGAACUGUAUGCUAAUAUUUGUUUGGCACGCAAUACACCGGAAUUUUUACUUUCAAUUUAAAUUCUCUAGAACAGGAAAUACCAUUGAGUCGCCUCCAAAAAGUUUGUUGCACUUAUUUUUUGUCGCGGAUAAAGAACUUUUUGUAAAUAAACAUUUUGAUUUGGUUUUUUUUUGCUUAGAUUCAUAUCUAGUUGUUAGAGUUGUUAGUUAAUUCUGUUCAUGUUUUUAGCUGUUUGUUUUGUGAUGUUGUCUCAGCAGUUUGCUUGAAUACAAUAAAAAUAGCUUGAGCAUUUUCAUUUAAUUUAUAGAAUAUUCUUUAGAACUAUUUUACGAAGCGCCCUUAUAUAGAAACUUAUUAAGCCUUAUUGAAUGACAAAAAUCUUCGCCGGACUGACAGUUUACAGAGUACAAAAAAGCUUCGUUUUAUAAGAUUUUCUUUUCGCGUACUAAAAAUUCGAAGACGCAAGGGUUUUAUUUAGAAAAGCAUGAUACAAAAAUCUAUUCUAUAUGUUGAAAAUAGUUUUACAAAAAAAUUAAACAAAAUCUUCAGCCAAGCGCAAUCUUUAUGUUACAAGUACCUUAUAUUAACAUGACGUAAACAAUCCAACCUUAUUUAAUAUCAAAUCAAUAAUUUACAUGUUAAAAUGUGGGCCAAGUUCUUUGAGAUAAAUCUUGGGCCAACGUGUCGAAAUAUUUCAAUGUCAACUUUGAAGCCCUAAAUAGGAUUUCCAAAAUUUUAUUCAAUUCUCUAUUUAUUCAAAUAAGGUAACUACGUUUGUAACCUUUUUACGACAAAAACAUACGACCUCUUUUGACGAAAUUAGUAGCCACUGUAGCCAUUACAGUUUUAAAUAUUAGUAAACAAAGAUAUCUUGUAUGAGGCUUUAGUGUCUGAAACAUUUUCACCAAGAUACAAAUUUACUCGAAAUUAUAAAGUAAACGAAGUAUUAUUUGUUAUCAGAAUAAAAAAUAUCUCCUCUAAUAUCAACUUGAAAAUUCAUAAAAACUUACGUUUUUCAUUGACGUUUUCUUAAGUAAAUAUUAUUCACGUUCUGACAAUAUUUGCCAUAUUUAUUAAGAUGUAUUAUGCAACUUGUUUUUGAAGACUAACACAAUCAUAAUAUUCAGUUUCCAAUGAAUUUCGUACAGCAAAAAAAGUCUUACUGACAGAUCGGAAUACAAAUGAAAAAAAAAAAAAAGUCAGACGAGUACUUAACUGCGUAGAGCGAGUUCUCUCCUCAGCUAAAACCUUCUCAAUUUAAAUUUCAUAGUAGGCCUUUUAGUUCAAAUAUUUACCUAAUGUACCUAUAUAACUGUAUGUGUAAUAUUUUACACACAAAUUAUGCGUAACGCACAUCCCGUAUCCAAAUACUACACGGUAUCACUCACGUGGCCUUGUCAAACGGUCCGAUAAGGGAACUGUGUGUCGAAUUUGUUAUUGUUCCUUCAAACCAUUGCACAUCGUUAGAUAAAUUCGUGUUUUAUUAGAAGUAUUGAGGUGAUUCGUAAACAAAAUUAUAAAAAAGCUGCGUUUUAAAUGACUCUACAUUUAUCGUAAGACUUAGAGAGGAUAGGGUAAUGUUGAGAAUAGAAUAAAAAAACAAUUAUUUAGAAUAGUUGUUUUUAUUUUUGAAAUAAAAUACAUUUUUUUUAAUUUCGAAAUGUAUUACUCUUCGCUAUAAACUUUAGGUUACAAAAAAAUGAUAACGUCCGUCAUAUAUCACUCCUGUCAUGAAAACUAUUUUAAAAAGUUAAGUUAGGUUUAAAAAAUAAUAACGUCGCUUUUUCAUUAAACGCACCUUUUUAUCCAGUCAAUAAAUUAUUAAAGUAUAAUAUAUUCAGGAAAAUCGUAUCGUCUAAUUACUAUUGACUCAGGAAAAUAUAGGGCGCGUAGGUUUAUCCCAAAACGCAUUACUUAUUUAAUUUUAUUGUCAUUAUUAACGUAUGACUGUUUUUGGGUAAACCAGCCACAGAGGAUACGCAAUUGCUAAAAAUAAAAGCACGUCAAAGACAUUUUAAUCUGCUCGAAUUAAGUUAUUUUUUCAAAAUGAUAGUCGAAAGUGACAGGUCAAGUGGCAGUCAUUAAAAAAAUGAGUUUCAUAAAUCCCAUAAAAAUAUUCGUGAAAUAAGAGGUUACAAAGAAAAGAAGGAAGCUUUCGGUAUCAUUGCAGUAUGUAUGAAAACAAAAAAGAGUUUUUUACUUAAUUAUUUUAUAUCAGUUUCAUUCUGUAAAUGCUAUGACUCUUACCCUCAUAUUUUGAGUAACGUAUAAUGUUUUAUGACAAAUACCUAAAACAAUUCUUCUUAUAUCUAUAAGCAUGUUUAUGUGCGCAUGUAUCUAUGUAUAGGUUAUACAAUGCAUGUGAAGUAAUGCGGUACGAAGCUCUGUGUUGUCAAUGUGUGUCGAAGCAUGUAAUUAGCAUAAAUGUCUAAAAGACAAUUAUUAAUUAAUAACAUUUUGCUCCACAUGUCCAAACCAAAGGCUGUUUAAGAAAUGAAGAGGUAAGAUUCAUGUUUUGUUUUAAAAAUACGUCAAAUAAGUCGUAGGUUAAAGAAAGCUGAAAUUACUCAGUUUAACUAAGGUGAAUUACUGAUUUUCAAUGAAUACACCCUGUGAUUAUUAAAUAUUGAUUUUAGUAAAAUGUUUCUUAUUAUAUUAUUAUAAUAAUAAGCCGAUGAUGAAAAGAUCGGUCGAAGGCGUACAUUGAUGCUCUUAAAAUAAAUUAAAAUAUGGCUAAAACAUUUAUAAUGUUAAAAGAUUUUUUCAUCAUAACACGUUAAUAAUGCUGAGCAACUAUAAAAUAACAACAGUUUAAUAAAUUUGAACCUACCCAAGUAGAGCCACCUCCAGGAAAUAUUUAGUCGUAGGCGGGGUUUUCCUUAAAUUGUUUAGCAUGGAUUUUAUACCACAUUGUUCUUUGGCUUGCUGUUGCAGUACUGUUUGCCUAUCUAUGUACGUUUACAUACAGUUUAGAAUUCUUAACACAUGGCAACAGGUUUUUAUCUCUAGUCACUAAAAUAAAUAGAUAAUGUUCAUGCCUACUUUACAAUAUUCUUCAAUUAAAACGAACUAGACUAGAUUUUGGUUUAUAAAAUAUUUAAAACGUAUGAUUUAGCAAUCUAUGAAAAAUAAUUACAACAAGAAACGUUGGAUAAGUAUUAAAUAUAGUGAUGUAAAUCAACACACGUAGAGCUGUACAAUUCUGUGUAUGUGAUGUCAAUAGCCUGCAAACAUAAUACAGCGACUAGAUGUAUCAAACUAGACAAUGUAGAGACAAUGUAACUAGACGCGUCGCCUAUUCUAAACUCUACGCAGCGCGUAUGUGUGCGGUAUGUGAUCAAGAAAAAUUUACGAAUGCGGCAGUGAGGCGUCGCGUUUGCAGAAUCGGCUGCAUCACGAGGGCCCCGAGGGGCGCCGCUCUAGCCGUCUUUUUUUCAUUUUGCGUGCGUCUUUUUUUGGCAGCGCGCGUUAGCCUUGGAUUUUUUCAUAGCGAAGCGCUGCACGUACGCGCGCAAGUUUCGGAUAGUCGUAGAGCGUCCCCCACUCGGCGCGUCCGAAUUUUCUGCAUUCGGCCGGCGUGAAGAGUUUUCGGCGGUCGCAUUCGCGAGCGAGGCUCCCCACGACUAGGAGCGAAGCGCGCACCGACACACACGGGCUGCGGACGGAGCGGCGCGAGCGCAAACGCGCCAUGCAAUAUGCGGAAGUGAUCGCGACCACGACCGAACGGUGCUAAACUAAACGAGUGUAACUCAAGUGUAGUGAACGCACAUUCAGUGAUACAAACUAUGGUAUUUGUGCAUGGCUCUGUAGAGAUCUAAUGGUUUUCUAUUAACGAUACAAGGACUGUGGAAUUUGCGACAUGGAAUCGAGGGCAGGUAUACGAGGCGGCCCGGGCAUGGACUCCCAGCAGCAGCAGUACUGCCUCAAAUGGAACAGCUUCGGGUCAAACCUGGCCACAUCGUUCGCAAAUCUCUGGAACUCCGAGAGUCUUGCCGACGUUACUCUGUACUGCGAAGGACGCCAAUUCAAAGCGCACAAGGUGAUCCUAGCUGCGUGCAGUAAACAUUUCCAGGAGUUGUUCGACACCGCGCCGCCGAGCCAUGCUGGCGCGUGCUAUGUCAUCCUGGAAGCCACCACGGCUGACAACAUGCAAGCCCUCCUAGAAUUUAUGUACAAGGGCGAGGUGCACGUCAGCCAGGAUGCGCUCUCCAGCUUUCUCAAGAGUGGAGAGAAUUUGCAGGUCAAAGGCCUGUCUAUGGAGAUGUCUCCGGACGCCUGGGUGAAGCAGCAAACCCAGCAGGGUUCCGGAGACCGCCAUCAGACUCGCAUUAAGACCAGCCCGGUGUCAGGGUCAGGGAACUGCGAGGCGCAGGAGUCAGCCACUCCGUCUUCGCAUACCGCCACGUUCGCUCCGAUCAUGCCACAGUAUGGGAUGCCGAUACACGGUAGCGGCAGCAUGGGGCGGUAUGCCCCGCCAGCUCACUUGCCUCUGCACUCCGGCUCACACCGCAGACCGGCUCCACCCAAGCCGUCUCCGUCUCCGAGCCCACACGCUAGGAAUUACAGGCAAAGCUCAUCUUCAUCUCACUGCGGCAGCGUGGCCGACGAGCCGGACACUCGCUCCUCCCCGGGCGCCGGCACUCGGUAUGAAGAGAACCCACCAGACUGCACAUCGACCCUCGGCAACCCAAUCAAGAACAACGGAUAUGAACGCAGCGCUUCGGCUAACGACGAAAUGGGUGAACGACUGCCCAACGACCAAGGCGCUGAAGUUUCGGCAUCGGUUCCAGACUUACGGAUAAAGAGUGAGAACGACUACCAGCCCCCCGGAUAUAACAACUCCCCGCCGCCGGCGACGUCACUGCCCAACGCUAACUACCACGACAAGCCGAUAGAGACAUCCCCUGUGCCGCCUAAACCAAGCCCCGAUAUCUGGCCCACUAAACUGAUCACAAGCAAAUCUGGAGGAAUCGCUACUGCUGACGGUAAGAAGCUGAAGUGCCCGUACUGCGAGCGGCUGUACGGGUACGAGACCAACCUGCGCGCGCACAUCCGGCAGCGGCACCAGGGCAUCCGCGUGCCGUGCCCGCACUGCUCGCGCACGUUCACGCGCAACAACACGGUGCGGCGCCACAUCGCGCGCGAGCACCGCCACCAGGUCACGCCGCACCUGCCCAGCGCGCCCGCGCACGCCGCGCACGCGCCGCACUCGCUCCACAACCACUCGCAGUAAGCAUCCAAGCGUUUCUUCUCGAUCUUAUUUCAACCGAACUACCUCUGCUCCGUCGGACCGGCCGCGAGCCGCGUCUCGAACUGUGUUUAACACGCGUACAAUAAUAUACCUCGUUGAUGCAUAUUAUGUAAUCAGUAUCUACCUCAGAAUUUGAUCUUAAGAUUUUUUAAGGUUUUGAAAUUGUGCGAUAAUUGUUACUUAAUUUAAUAAUCAUGUGUGACUUGAAUGGUUGCUCAGUACUCGUCUCUGUCUGGUACCAUGUUUGAAAAAUGUCGUACCUUUUAUUGCACCCUCAUCGCGUUUAAGUAUCUUAAAUAUUUUUUGCAAACUUUUAGUAAUAUGUCCAGUUGACUGUGAGAUGAAGUUACCUUUUAUAGACGAUUUAUUUUGUGCUCUCGGUCGAGUUAUGACAUAGCUUAUAAUAUAAUACCUGAGCUAGGGAAUCUAGAAAUGUUGUUGAGACUGACGGUCAUAGGCUAAGUGUAUGUAAAUAAUAGGAGAAUGUUGUAAACCGCCUUGGCCUAGGUUGAAACACGCCUAUAACGACACUCUGUGGCAAAACUACCUCUGUUGCUAGAUUUUUUAUUUUUAUUUAAUUACACUCACGUUAUGACAAUAGACUAGAUUAUUAUGGUUUUAGUUACGCAUUCAAACAUAUCUGUGAUACAAUAGAAAACAGGCUGUAUAAUUUAUAUUUUUCACAUUUGCCACUCUGUCGGUAAGGUAACAAAAGGGAAAAACGUGCGAAAAUAUACGGAAAGUAGAGUUUCAGCAGUUUUUGACUGUACAGUAAAUGAGGAACGGUUUUAGUUUUGUACAAAGUACAAUUUGCCCUAGAGACAUAAGUAGUUAGGUAAAAACGUGUUAUUAAAAAAAUGGCAUGUGAGGUUCGAUGCAUGAAUGUGUAAGCAAAUCCAUCAUUGUCGUUGGUAACAGGCUCGCCUGGGCGGAUGUUACUAUUGAGACCAAAUAAUUAUAUGUUUCAAUGGGAUGGUGUCGAUUUUAACAUUCCGUUAUAUAAAGAUUUUUUUCGUCUUAGUGCAUUUAUAUGAAGGCCACUUACUAUUUUAUAUUCCUAGUCAUUUCAAGUGCAACCAGUUGAGAUUUUUUAAAGAAAAUAAUUAUUUAAAUGAUAAAUGUUAGGGGCAGUCGUCGGCGCCUGUGUAUUAUAUUUUGUUGAGUCGGCGCCGGCGCUGCCCGCGUGUUAUACUUCAUAUGUAUACAUUCAGCUGCAAUAAAUGGUUUUAGUUACAUAAAACAGAUGGUACAGUGCCAAAUAUCCUCAAUUUUAAGUUCGCAUCGUAUUAUUUAUUUUAUUUUUGUUAAGUGUGAAUGUAGCGACUGUGUGUUAUAUUCCUGAUAUUUAGGAAUAAGUUGCAUUCAUAUUUAUUAUUGUAUUUAUAUUUUAGGAUACACGUCUUAUUGAAAAUAUUUAUGACGAGAAUUAUUUGAAAAGGCUCAGUGACUUUUAUAAACAUUUUAGUUUCUGAUGUUAAGUACCAUUUUCAAGACAGCGUUUUAGUUAUCUUUGAAUGGUUCCUACUUCGUUAUGAAAUACAAAAAUGUUAAGUUCUAUUCAUAUGUUACACCGACAGUUUAUUAAUUCUAUCAAAUGUUUCAAUAUACCUCUUAGAUUAUACGUAUGAGUAAAAUAGUUGUAGUAGUAACACGUGUUAGUAAAUUUUUGAUGUCGUCAAUUGUUGUCCUUUACCUUACACCGUUACAUAUUUUGUGUGUGAUGUAUGAAUAGAAUUUAAACAAUGCGUAGUAUCAAUAGACCGAAUAGAAGCUAUAUACAAUGAAUAUCUGAAUAUUUUUAGAUUCGAUUAGACAGGCUAUUUUAAACUCUACUUGUACACUGUUGUAUAUUGAUAUUUUUAUUGAAACUCUCUUUUUCAUAAAAUAUAAAGAUUCGCCAAAAAAACUUUAAGAGUAAAUCUAUUUUGAUUUCUUACGUAUCAUUCAAAGUUGGGUCGUGGAGAGAUAGUUAAAGUGGCAAGAGUUCACAGGCUUCAAUAACUAAACAAAAGAUUUAUGAAAGGUUUCUUGAAACGUAUAUUUUCAUUUGAGUAUGAUAAGUAAAUUGACGUAAUAUUUUCUUAAAAGGGCAAGAAUGAGCGAGUGAAUAGCUGUUACGGUUUCAUAAUAAGAUAAAUGUUUUAUUAAAAACCUAAAAAACUAAAAAAAAACAAUACAGUUUGAGGAAUGGCCCGGGGGAACUAUUGUCGAUUUUUGAGAAUUAUCGCACAGAAAAUUCCUUUUAUUUAAUUUUUCCUGUGACCUCUAGUGGAGUUGUUAGGGUGGUGAUUACCGGAUAGGUUAGGUUGCUCCUGUUCGCACUGUGUGCUGCACUCAAGACAAUGAUCGAUGACAUACUUUGCUCUGUCGCGUACAACAUCACGAACGCAGUGCCUUCAGUAAAACUUAGAUGGAAACGGUCCAUAGAACAAUUUGAGGGAACCACAUACUUACAUUUUAUGUUGACCGAAUCCUUUGUAACUAUUGUAUAAAAUUUAUUAUCUUUCAUUUUACUAUCGGCAUUCUUUAUUAAGUGUAUUAUUGUUAAGAAAAUGUUUUUUUUGCUAUUUCAAUCGCAAUUGUUAACAUUUAUGUUUAUUAUUAUUGAUGAGAAAAAAAUAUUGUUCUAUUUUUGUCAUUUCGUUUUUUUUCUCUUAUGAAUUCAAAAUUCAUAGUUGUGAUUUCUUUUGACAUUUAAUGUUUUUUGUGAUACGUAAAAGAGAAUUGCAUUAAUGCAUCACAUUUUUAGCUUUUUUUUCUUAUAAGUAAAAGGAGGGAUUACGAGUAUGUCUAUGGACUAUAGACGGUUGCUGAUGUUAGCGGUGGGCACUAGGGGCUCGUUAUUUUGAAAUCAAUCAAUGGAUUUGCUUCUUUCUAAAUUUAAUAAGGUACAAAACUUAGAUUACAAUAAUACAUUUCGUCAAUUUUACAACAUUUUUUGUCGAUCAACAAUGUUUGUGACUACAUUACUUUGAUUCAAAUGAUGAUUGUACAAAAUUCAGUAUACAACACCUUUGGGAUAACACGUCUAAAUUAAGUUGUCGCAUUGUUAAAGCUAAUUAGUGGACAAGUUACUAGUGGUCCCUAUUAGUUGUAAUGUUAUAUUUGAUGUGAUAGGAAAAUUCACAUUUAGUCAGUGUUUUGCAAUCCCUCUCCAUUGGACUUGGCCGAUCUCCCUCACACGGUAUGUAACUCUGUUAGGCGGCUCCGGCGACCACCUCGCAGUGGACCCAACAUGCGCCGGCACGCUACUAACUUCUUAUAUAAACACGAUUUGACUUCUUUAUUCAAAUUUAAGUUUAAUAAUGUCGCUAUUAUUUUACUUUUUUUUUGUUGCUGUAAAGCAUUAUUGCUGGAUCAAAACUGCAUUUAAGAUUAAGCACAUCAUUUUGUUCCGUUUUGAGUUUCGAAUGUAAGAUUUAUUUUUAAGAUUUACCUUUCUUUUUUUUUCUUUAUUUGUGUACAUGAAAAUCGCGAGAUGUCGUGAUGGUAAAGCCAAAGAUUGUUACGGGUAUGGUGACCCUCUGCCGUCACACGGCUGUGUAGAGACCUUACAUUCAGGCUGUAUAGCCCCGGGCGGCGCGCCCGCCCUACAUGUUACAAUGUUAUGUAACUUUGAAUGUAAUCUCCUACAUAGCCUUUUAGUUUUAAUGUACGUUUAUCUACCUCGAGGAAUGUAAUUUAGUUCGUAAGUAAGCUUUUAAGUAGAUUUUUAUAUGAAGGAAAAAUAUAAAAUUUUAGAUUUAAGAGUAAUGUGAAAAACUAAAAAAAAAUAUAAAGUACAAAUAAUGCUACCUCAGGAUUCAACUUAGUCAUUUUCAAAUUCUAUAACUGUUCUGCAGAUGUAUUUAAUAAUGUCUAAUGAAUAUUAUAAAUUACUUAUCAGAUUUUCUCUAAGUACUUGUUCUUUGUAAGUGCUGUUAAUAACAUUUUUAAAAUUUAUGAAAAUAGUUUUAAAAAUGUGAGUAAGGAAAGUAUUCAGUUGGCAAGCUGACCAUAAUAGUAUGAAGCACGUUUAUUUGAAUCUCUGCAAGGUAGUGAGUGCUCUCAACUCAGUGUCAUGCUCAAAAGAGGAUAUACAUCGACGUCUGUGUGUUAGCGACUCUGCGAGCUCGAUCCGAGCUGGGUUGACGGUCUAAGUUAGCGAGUAAGUGUUAAUUAGGUUAGUUACAAUAAUCUCAUCGAUGUACCUCAUUCGUAAGCACAAGCGUGGGGGAUCGGCCACGAGUCAAUAGCGACGUAAUCUAAUUGUACCUUCCUUCACUCUCAGGAGUAUAAAUUUUUAUUCGUAAUUUUUAUUAUAAUUAAUUUUUCCCAGUUACUUUUUUGUGUUUCAUAGAUGUUACUAUGUUUUAAGGAGACGAAAGAAAAAAAUGGAGAAAUUAUUGUUUGUUAGGUUUCUGCGAAUUAAAAAAAUGUAACAAAAUUAUU
Molecule: messenger RNA, 10776 nt
Organism: Trichoplusia ni (cabbage looper)
Lineage: Eukaryota; Metazoa; Arthropoda; Insecta; Lepidoptera; Noctuidae
Product: zinc finger protein chinmo-like
Exons: 7
Coding region: 4954-6327 (457 amino acids)
Biological process (GO): regulation of transcription by RNA polymerase II
Cellular component (GO): nucleus
Molecular function (GO): protein binding
Source: RefSeq, a predicted model, not a curated record